UGGGCGCGUCAGCUGUCGUGAGGAAAAAAUGUUUCCGUGAAGACGCGCGUGAAAAUUCAUUGUGAUUUUUCCAUUUAAAAAUUUGCUUAAAUUCCGGGCUUGUAGUGCAAAUUAGUGGCUGACACUAUGGAUUUCCGUGCCAUCAUGUCUUCAUCAUUCGUCCGAGUAAAGCUCGUUACCAUUGUGCACCUGACGCUCAUUAGCAAUGCCAUGCUGAGUAACUGGAGUCCCCAGGCGUACAUCUUCUACAAUGUCUUCUUCAUGGUGAGCCUCUUCUGGGCAUUGCACAGCAAAGAAUCCGUUGAUGCUGUUUACAUGGCUACCCUUAUUGACGCCGUGAGCUUCUUCCUGGAUCUCUUUUGCAUCAUUGGAUACUUUUCCGCUCACAAUCCAUGGUCAGUGACCUUUGCCAUCAUAAAUUUAGUCGCGAGACCCUUCUCAACCCUCCUGCUUCAGCGCGAAUUAACCGAAAGGGGCGGCAGCCUCAAUCCAGCAGCAAUUUUCCCAACCACAGAGCAAAGGAGCUACGAGGAUAUUGAUCGUACGACCAAUCAGAGUGUUCCUACGAACCAACAACCCCCAACAACAGUCACAUUUUAAUGUACCUACCACACUUCCCCUCCCGCGCGGCGUCUUUCGUGCCCAAGAAGAAGAAAUUAUUCAUAAGACGCUGCUCAACACUCGUGGGUGCCCUAAACACCCUCUCAGCUCACCCCAAAAUUACCCAAUUUGACCGCCGAGGAAAACCCUCAUCAGCAGCUGUGCUGAAUGUGAAUGAAUCAUCGAUGAUUUUGUCCUCUUACCUAAAAUAAUUACUCAUUAUUUAAUUUUUCUUCCUCCUACUCUUCCCUUCUUCUCUGAAUCUUAUCAACACGGCUGGGCAAUCUCACCAGGCAGCAUCACAAAAUUGUAUAGACAAAGCACGCAAUCUCAUUUUUUUAUCAACAAAUCAACAAAAAAAAGAUCAAAAAGACAUUGGGAAUGAUAAAAGACACUCAACAAAGAUCUUCUUUAUUUUAUUCUUAAAAAUCUUACCCAAAAAAAUGUUAUACUAAAAAUGUUAUGCUUUUGUAUUUAAGUUUAUAAAUUUAAUAAUAUAUUUGAUUAAUGUACUGAGA
This is a messenger RNA of Lutzomyia longipalpis, 1118 nucleotides long. Its product is annotated as type-1 angiotensin II receptor-associated protein-like. Lineage: Eukaryota; Metazoa; Arthropoda; Insecta; Diptera; Psychodidae. The transcript has 4 exons. The coding region runs from base 127 to 600 and encodes 157 amino acids. Gene Ontology annotation, biological process: angiotensin-activated signaling pathway. The record is from RefSeq and is a predicted model, not a curated record. Gene Ontology annotation, cellular component: plasma membrane.